Messenger RNA from Postia placenta MAD-698-R-SB12, 1836 nucleotides. RefSeq lists its product as hypothetical. The transcript has 8 exons. The record is from RefSeq and is a predicted model, not a curated record. Gene Ontology annotation, molecular function: protein binding. Bases 1 to 1836 code for a protein of 611 amino acids. NCBI's taxonomy places the organism in Eukaryota, Fungi, Basidiomycota, Agaricomycetes, Polyporales, Adustoporiaceae.
AUGUCCCUCUCUGCAGGCGCUCCCUCGCAUCCCCCGUUCACAUACUCGACGUCGACUCCCCAUGUAUCCACGGCCGCCACGCACGGACAGGCCUUCCCGCUUCCCCGGUAUCUUGAAUACUCCGCGCUGCGUGACUUGCUGCAUCCUGACGAUACCCCCGCUGUGACCCCCGCUGCUGUGCGGAGUACCGCUGCGGCGUCCCUUUCACGCGUCCAGAGCCACGCUCCUGUGCGGCCAAUCCCAAUACCGUAUCCAUAUCUGCGUAGCUCGCUGACGCCCGUGGACAGCGAGUCAGAAGGUAAUACACCGAGCCCUAGUCCCCCACCGCGCCGAGGUACAUCGGUUCCAGUAACUAUAGCUCCAGCACCAUCCACAUCGGGUCUUCGCAUACCGACAAGGUGGGGUGAACAGUCUAAGAGUUCACAGUUGACGCUCUCCGCCGAUGGUUGCGAGCUAACGUUUUGCGGCGCUUCGCUUGCGGAUCGUGAUACUGCCGCCUCAGCGCGCACAGCCUGUCCGAUCCCCCGCGCUUGUGGGAUCUAUUACUUCGAAGUUGAGAUCCUUGAGCGUGGGGCCAAAGGCAAAUCCGUCAGCAUCGGAUUUUCGACAGAGAAACUACGUAUGUCGCGCAUGCCUGGAUGGGAGCCGUACUCGUGGGCCUACUACGGCGACGACGGUCGCGUGUAUAGCGGUCAGAAGGAAGCCUAUACUUUUGUCGAGGAAUUCCAAUCUGGGGAUGUCAUUGGAUGUGGCAUUGACUUCAGUCAGAAUCGUGCGUUCUAUACGAAGAACGGCACGUUCCUGGGCAUGUUUUUCGAGGGCCUUCCGGCCGAUGACCUCUACCCCGCCAUCGGACUGCGCCAUCCGCACGAAUCUAUUCGAGUGAAUUUUGGUUCGGUACCGUUUCACUACGCUAUCGCGGACCAUGCGCGUACGCAGCGGGACACGAUCUGGGAGCACAUCAUGCACGGGCCUGCCGAGGAUGAAGCCGGUGAUCGCGAGAGUGGGGUUGAAGGUGCCGCGACGCGUGCGACACUGCAGCGACUGGUGAUGUCAUACCUUUCUCAUCAUGGGUACGUGAGCACACUCCGCAACUUCCGAACACAAUGCGCGGAUGAAAGCAGCAGACAUUCCGUAGAUGAGCGCGGCCCGGACCCGACGGACCCAGAAUCCCCGGAUUUCCAGCGGCGCGUGGCGAUCCUGCACGCUGUGCGUGAAGGCAACAUUGACGUCGCGUUGGACGGCUUGCGCGCGUAUUAUCCGCACGCUCUGGGCGCCCAGAGCGGAUUGCUGCUCUUUCGAUUGCGCUGCCGGAAGUUCGUCGAGCUCGUGUUGAAGGCGAGCGAAGCGCUCCGCCGCGUGAAGGAUGUAGAGAAGGCGCAAGGCGGCAGCGGCGCUGCAAGCGAAGCAGUCAUGGCUUCGGAUGAGGACGUGUAUGCCACAGGCAAAGGGGAAGACGCGGAUGGAGAGGGCGCGAUGGACACUGCCAAGGCCGCGCUGCACUUGACGCUAUCGUAUGGCCAGGAGCUCGAGGCGGAAUACAAGACGGACGCGCGACCCGAAAUACGUGUACAUCUGCGCCGCACGUUCGGGAUGGUAGCGUACGACGAUCCCGAGCAUGAGGAUGGUGAGAUGGGCGCGAUGGCGGGUCAAGAAGCGCGAGUAGAACUCACCGGCGAGGUUAAUCAAGCCAUACUCGAAUCACAAGGCCGCCCGGUGCACUCCUCUCUUGAGACACUCUUUCGCCAGACUGGCGCGUGUGUUGUGCAACUUGGUGUGCUCGGUGUCGGUGCAGCCGCAUAUGCAGAUGUUCGGCAAGAGUUCCUCGAGACCUGA